ACGGAUUUACCGCUGUGUUCGUCAAGGAGAUACGUCACAGGAUUUUCUCGUUUAUUGGUUCACUUUUAUAGUGACUCCUUUACCUAAUGCAGUAAAUUUCAGAUAAUGCUACACAAUCAAAAUGGUCAGAGUAUGUACAACCGUCAGUCGUUCCAGCCGCAGAAAGAAUACGGUUACCCUGGUGUUUCUGGUCAGCACGUUUAUGGUGCUUCUAACUCAAAUGUGACAGAUACUUACCCGCAAGGUCAUCCUAACAGCAGCUUUCAGACACCACCUAACUACUAUACUGGAAAUCAAGGACAGAGCUUCCAACCACAAUCUCAGCCUCCAUAUUAUUCCGCUCAGUCAAUACAGAGUGUGAAUCAACCACCGUUGCCACCCAUGCCUCCUGUCCCAAACCAUCAGGAUUUUCUUCAAGGUCCUCAGCAGCCACGUCUUCCUCCAAUGCCUAUGGGACAUGAGGGGGUUUCACCACCCAGUUAUCGACAACCUCAACCUCCAGGUCCGUUUCCAUUGCCAAAUGGUGCUAACACCCAGUUAAAUACAUUACAUCCUCAACAGGCAUAUCAAAAUGGCCCAGUAUCCAGACAACCACAUUUCUCUCAAAGUAUAAACGCAGAUAGAUUACCUAGUCCUAUCGAGGUUAUUGAGAGCAAUCGGGCUCAGUGUACUGGACCUUUUUAUACAGGACAACGAGGUGUUGUGCCUCCUCUAGUCACAACUGACUUUAUAUCACGUGAUCAGGGUACAUGUGCACCUUGUUUCAUUCGAUCUUCACUAUAUUCUGUUCCGAAUUCAUCAGAUCUCCUUAAAACUGUUGGGAUCCCCUUUUCACUUACAAUAUCUCCAUUUGCAGUACAACAUACAGAAGAUAUGAAUGUUAUGAUAAGCGAUAUGGGUCCACAAGGUCCAGUUCGAUGUGUUCGAUGUAAAGCUUAUAUGAAUCCCUUCAUGAAUUUUAUUGACGGUGGUCGAAGGUUCCAAUGUCCACUUUGUAAUGGUUUAACUGAAGUUGCCGCUGAAUAUUUUGCUCAUUUAGAUCAUACUGGACGUCGAGUUGAUGCAGGUCAAAGACCUGAACUAUGUUUAGGCAGUUACGAAUUAUUAGCAACAGCAGAAUAUUGCAAAAACAACCAAUUACCUUUACCUCCAGCCAUCAUAUUUCUACUAGAUGUCUCUCAAUCUGCUAUACGUUCAGGUUUAGUACAGCUAUUCUGUUCCCAAUUUGUAGAACGUAUUCUACCAAAUUUACCUAGGGAAAAAUUUGCAUCACCAGAUAUGGUUAAUCCAAUUCGAUUGGGAUUUAUUACAUAUGAUCAUCAACUUCACUUCUAUACCGUACCUCGUGAGUUGUCGUCAUCCGCUCAACAAACAUCUGAAUCUACAGAUCAGAACACUUAUAACUCUUAUGGUAAACCUCAAAUGUAUAUUGUAGCGGAUAUUGAAGAUGUGUUUGUACCUACAGUCGAAGGUUUCUUGAUACCACCUGAUCCUGUUAUCAUUUCUAGUAUUUUAGAAAUGAUACCUACUCAAUUUUGUACAGAGAAUGCUUUAAAUAGACAACCCACAGAUAGUGUAUUAGGCCCAGCUAUCCAAUCUGGAAUGGAAGCUUUACGUGCUGCAAAUCGUUCUGGAAAAUUAUUUGUCAUACAUGCUAAUCUACCAAUUGGUGAAGCACCGGGUAAAUUGAAAAAUCGAGAUGAUCGUCGUCUUAUAGGAACUGAAAAAGAAAAGACUUUACUUCUUCCAGAUAAUGAUUUUUAUGUUGGACUUGGUCAAACAUGCGUAGAAGUUGGUUGCAGUGUGGAUCUUUUUCUUUUCCCUAAUUCAUUUGUUGAUAUUGCUUCUUUAGCCGAAGUGCCCAGAUUAACCUCUGGUCAUUUAUUCAAAUAUAACUGUUUCCAGGCUGACCUACAAGGUCAUCAGUUUAUAGCCGAUCUUCAACGUACUUUGACUAACCUACAAGCUUUCAACGCUGUUAUGCGUGUUCGAACAAGUACUGGUAUUAGACCUGUUGAAUUCUUUGGUAAUUGUUACCUACCUAAUACAACUGAUGUUGAGUUGGCUAGUGUUAGUUCAGAUAUGGCAAUCACAGCAGAAUUACGUCAUGAUGAUAAACUUCAAGAAGGUGAACUCGUAUUCAUUCAAGUUGCAUGUCUUUAUACUUCAAUAUCUGGACAACGAAGGUUACGUAUUCAUAAUCUGUCAAUUCCAGUGACAAGUAUGAUACCUGAUGUAUUUCGUCUUGUCGAAUUAGAUGCACAUAUGAAUUGGUUGAGUAAAUAUUCAAUGCGUUCUCUACUCAACCGUACACAUUCACAAGUAAUGGAUGAUUUAACGACAAGAGCUGCUAACACCUUGGCUGCUUAUCGUCGUCAUUGUGCUUGCGGUCCGAAUGAUGUAAAUUCGAAUCCCAGUGAAUUAGUAUUACCACAAAAUAUGAAAGUAUUUCCUUUGUACAUACAAUGUCUUAUGAAAACUGAAGCUUUUAGUCCUGCUGACGGUAUCACAAUUGAUGAUCGUUGUUGGCAAAUGUUUUUGGUCAAUCAAAUGGACGUUAAACAAUCCAAUUGUUAUAUUUAUCCUCAUUUAUAUCCUAUUCAUGAUCUUUCACUGAAUUUCGAAGGUGAUAUACCUUAUCCUCCAGCUGCUAUACGCUGUUCAUAUGAUCGUUUACAAAUGGAUGCAGCUUAUUUAUUAGAUAAUGGAAUUUAUCUUAUCAUGUGGAUUGGUCCAAAUAUAUCGUCAGAAUGGAUUCAAGCAGUGUUCAAUGUUCAAAAUCCUGAACAUUUUGAAUCAGAAAAAAUUUAUGACUUGUGUAAUUUUGAUAACGAAAUUUCACGUAAUCUGUGUACAUUGCUGAAAAAAGUUCGUAAAAAUCGUUGGCAUUAUUCUCGGUUAUUGGUUGUACGUCCUGGAGAUAAAAGCGAACUAUGGUUUCGACGUUUCAUGGUUGAGGAUCGAUGCAGUGGUAAUUCGAUUUCAUACACAGAAUAUCUAUGUCAUAUUCAUAAAGAAGUAUCCAGUUUACUACAUUGAUAUUAAUGAUGAUAAUAUGAGCACUAUCGAUAUGGGUUAAUGCUUAGGUUAUUGGUCUAGUAUGAUCCCUUACUUUGGUUUUGUUUAUUCAAAGCAAACACUAUCCUAGUAUUUGCGACAUGAAAUUCGUCGAAUGCCUUACUCUUUUCUUAUGUACUCUUGUUGUUGGAGAACAAUUUUUUAAAUACCCAUUUAUAUUUACAUCAAUCUCAAUCUGGUAUUUAUUCUUGCUAAUUCCUUUGAAACGUGUUAUGAUUAGUGCUUCCUUGAAAUAUUUCAACAAUUUCUGGCUUAUAUAUUAGUGUGAUGCAUCAUGUGUGUGUGUUUGUAUGUGUAUGACUACCAUUCACAAACAAUAUAAACCAUACUACAUAUGAAGGUAGGUAUAGAUUUUAUGUAUGAAAAGAAAAUAGUUAGACGGGGCCCAGUUAUGAACACACACACAUGGUGUUUGUAUUUUCUUUGUUACUGUUCUCAGUUUAUCAUCAUCACAUUGGUUUCACAGUUUGUUACUUUUUGUUUCAUUUGCUUUCUUUCUUUAUUAAUUCAAUAUGAUCCUAUCGUUUUAGAUGAAUAAUAAAGAAGCAACCUAUUUUGAUUCUUUGAAUUACAUCAAGUAGUGUUAUUUUGCGUUUACGCAUAUCCAGCUCAACCCUUGUUAACGAAACAUCAUCACCAUAACUAUAAGCAAUAGGGAUUCAUUCAUCCUUUCUCUUCUUCUAUGCCUUGUUCCCCCCUUCCUUCUCUUUUUUUCUUUUUGUUUUCUGUUCACUGUGGACAACGGCAAUAAGUUUUGUGUUGCUUAAAAUAUACCAAAAUGGUAAUACUAGUACUUAUUAUUAUGAAUGUGAGUAAUGGUGAAUUUUGUUGAUCUCUUUUUACUACUACUGAGGAGAAUUCAUCAGCUUGCUUUUCCCCUGCCCACCCCUUAUCCUGAAACUAAUGUAAUUUGUAUUUUGUAUUGUGAUGUUGUACUCUGGCUUUGUUUUGUUUCACUUAUUAAUUAGAUACGAUGAGAAGAGUGUAUUUGUAUGUUCUACUUUUGUUGUUGGUUGUAAUUCUUUUGUGAUAAUAAUUUUACGACUUCUGUGUGUGUGUGUGUUUGUAGAGAAUGACAUUGACAGAAUAAUUUUUGAAGAUAGAACUAUUGACUUAUUUAUAGCUUUGAUUAAAUUACAUUAAUGUUACAUAUUAUUUCUCUGAAGUGUUUUUUUUCUUAAAGGUUUUCCAGCAUAUUUUGAAUUCAUCAUGAAUUUUUCUUCUUAUGUUCCUAUCCCAAGGAUUAUCGGGGUGUUUGUUUUAAUUAAUAUACGUUUUCAUGAAUAACUUAUUAAACAUCUGAUCUAAUCUGAUGUUAUGUUUAUUGAUGAAGGUUUACGUAUUAAUAGGCUUUAGAAUAAAAUGGGAGCUCACUUUUAACGU
Messenger RNA from Schistosoma spindalis, 4461 nucleotides. The record is from the annotation of a GenBank genome assembly. Lineage: Eukaryota; Metazoa; Platyhelminthes; Trematoda; Strigeidida; Schistosomatidae.